This is a messenger RNA of Arxiozyma heterogenica, 2259 nucleotides long. It is a transcript of the gene NDD1, whose product is annotated as Ndd1p. The transcript has a single exon. NCBI's taxonomy places the organism in Eukaryota, Fungi, Ascomycota, Saccharomycetes, Saccharomycetales, Saccharomycetaceae. The coding region runs from base 1 to 2259 and encodes 752 amino acids. The record is from RefSeq and is a predicted model, not a curated record.
AUGAAUGGCAGCCAGGUUCGAAGAUCAGAUGAAGAUUUGAUUAGAAAUGGUUCAAUGGUUUCAAUAAUAAACGAUACAGGCUCAGAGAACCAAUUUUUUAAAGCCCUUCCUGACAAUAUGAAAUUGUCUUUUAAUAGCCCAAUACAAUCAAAAUCUCAAUUUCCGACACCAUAUUCCUCAAACUUACUAGACACUACACAGAGACACAAUAUUUUAACAAUGAAUAAAAGCAAUAGCAGUAGUAGUAGCAGUAGUAGUAACGAUAAUGAUGCUAAGACUAACAAAAAUAAUGAUAUUAGUACCACGUAUACUGCUCAUGAUUAUGAUACUACGUUCUAUGGAAAUCCAGAUUCUUCUUUUAUUGAUAAAAAUUCGAAUAUAUAUUCGAAAAACGAAGAUAAUGUACAUGAUGCAAAUCUGAAUAAUACCAUACAUAAAACAGAAAAUGAUAGGAAUAUAAAUAUUAAAAGGGAAAAAAGUUUUAAUAAAGAUAAUUUUAACAACAACAUUAAUAACACAACCGAAAAUGAUAUAAUAGAAAAUAUAAACCAUAUGAGCACACAAACGUCCAAUGCGUUACAAUUUUCGCAUAUAGAAUCUACUAGUAUAAAGCAAUCUAAGUACCCAUCGAAGAUAAACAUGAAUUAUAACAGUAAUAACAAUGUGAGUCGCUUGAAUAUUCCAACUGUUAAUAACAAUAUGACAAAUAAUAAUAACAAUAACAAUAAUAAUAUUCACACUGAUUUUUUAUUGCCUUCACCUGUACAGUUUGGUGAAUUUUUAUACGAUUCACCUGCUGGGAUAAGUUUUUUCCAUAAUACCCCUGCAAAAUCCCCAUUAAAAUUCAUAACAGAAGAUUUUAGCACUAAUCAUAGUAACGAUAAAAAAACUAAUAAAUACGAAAAUCAGUAUAAUGGACCUACCUCUUCUAACUCAUUGCAUUUUUUUAAUUCAAUCAAUAAUGUGGAAUCUAAUAAUAACAACAACACAGAUACAAGCUCUAAUCAAAAUAAUAAUAUUAAUAAUAAUAAUACUAACAAUACAUUAAUAGAUAUAUGGGAUAAAUUGUCUAGUAAUACAAGGACUCCGUUGCGUAAAAUAGAUAUCAAUCUAAUGUUCAAUAAUGGACAACUAUUAACUAAUUCUAAUUCAUUAUCACCUUUGAAAAAAUUUUCUAUGUCAUUGACUCCAUAUGGUAGAAAGAUUUUAAAUGACUUAGGUACUCCAUUUAAUUACACUGUAAAUUCAAAUCAAAACCAAAACCAAAAUAACAAUAAUAAUAACAAUAAUAAUAUUGUUACAAACAGUAAUAUUAAAACGUACUUAUUCGGUGGAUCAUCAAAUAGCGCCAUGAUAGAUUUCCAGAGAGCAAGAAAAGGUAUAAUAUUUGAUACCCCAAAUGAUAUUAAUUCAUUAAUGAAAAACAAUACCAUAUUGUCUCCAAGUAAACUUAGCUCGUUUGAUAUUGCAUUCAGAAGCCCUAAACUGAUAACGACCCCCAAAAAAGAUAAAAGAAACAACAAGAACAGUUUAAAUGAUAGUCAUAUACCUAAGUUAAAAAUCGCAAGUGAUAAAAACAUUCACGAUAAUAUUCAGUUGGAUAGUAUUGAUAAAAAACUGGAUCCUGAUGCACACGUUGAUGAAUCAUCACCUACUACAAUUCAGUUAAAUUCCUCAGUCACUAAAUCAUUGCCAAAGAUGGAAAGAAAUAUUUAUAACAAACUGCCUGACAGAAUUCCUUUAUUAUCAAGAAACAUGUCUCCUUUACAAAAGGUUGCUUUGGAUAUGAGUUUUUCGCCAACACCACAUUCCAAUCUUCAUGCUCCAGUAGAUAUCAAACCGCGGCUUCCAAAUGAAAGCCGAUCAAGCAGUAAUGUACUUACGUUUUUGCCAGUGUCUGAUUUACCAAAGAUGGGUUCUUUCAAGAGCGAACGUACGGCAUCUACAUUGACUAAUAACGACACAUUGAUAAAUUCACAAAAUUCUCAAAAUUCUCAAAAAUCAGCAUCAUUACCAAAGUUACCUUCUAUAACGACGUUUCCCUCUACAACUAUUCUCCCACAACAGGUACAGUCUAAAAAAGGUGUAGUGAAGAAAAAAAGAAUAACCAAGGCCAAACAACCGAAAUUCCAAAUCUUUGUUUCUAGUGUUCACAAGUUUAGUGACCCAAAUUCAUCUGUUCCAGUCACAUCCUUAAAGCAUGGCCAUCAUACCCAUUCAUCUGCUAAUAAUAAAACAAACAAACGUACUAAGAAGUAA